This is a messenger RNA of Anas platyrhynchos (mallard), 1171 nucleotides long. The record is from RefSeq and is a predicted model, not a curated record. NCBI's taxonomy places the organism in Eukaryota, Metazoa, Chordata, Aves, Anseriformes, Anatidae.
CCAGGCUCAGGCAGCCACAGAAAGCCCACAGUACGGGUUCUGGCUGCACUGCAAGCCUCCGUCCCACUGUCCCCAGCCCAGAGCAAAGCAGACACCUGAAGCAGACACUGCUCCCCAAAAGCAGCGCCCAAAAAGAUGCUGGGGCAGGCGCCAUGGGCAAGGCUGUCUCCUCCUGGCCCUACCGUCCUGCUGCUGGCCCUCUGUGCUGUCAUGACCACUCAGGACAUUUGCAACUCCACACGUGAUGGUGACCUCACAGCUCCGGCCCUCUUCCUGAACACCUCUAGUGCUCAGGAAGGGGAAUCGUUUUCGCUUCGCUGUACCAUUGAUGGUCAUUCAGCCCCUACCCGAAUUGUAUUCUGCAAGGACAGGAUGGAGGCACACAGCCUGAAAGGGCAACUAGGAAAACUGAUCUACACCAUCACUCUGAAGGUCACCCAGGGGAGCGAGGGGACGUACAUGUGUGGAUACCAGCUCAAAGAUGACAACAACCGAGUAAGGAGCUCUGCCCUCAGUGCUGGCCGCAUCCUGCAUGUCCCCGGUGCUGGCGUGACCACCCAGGACAUCGGCAGCUCCCCAGGUCAUGGCAAUGCAUCCAAGUCCCUGGCAGGGCCAAUGGCUCCAGGCAUGGCGCUGGCAGUGGCAGCCAUCAGCCUCGUCCUCCUGGCUGCAGGCAGCUGGUUUGCCAUCAGGAAAGGUGCCUGCAGAGGAAGAUGCCCAAGGCCUCUCCAUGGUGCUGGUAAUGAUGAGGACUCUUCUGCUGACCCCAGCCAUUACUAUGCCAACAUGGAUGAGAUGGGCAGAGUGAAGGUGAGUUCAGCCCAAGCCCAUCCUUGCAGGCGGGCAUGCACAUGAUGGCUGCAAGACGCCAGGCUGUUGGAGAGCAAAUGCAAGCAAGAAGUGCAUCCGAUGGCAGGAGCCUGGGAGCUUCGCGUGGCUGUGCUCUGUCUGAAUCCCCCUCCUUCCAUGCUCCCAGCAUUUCCCCAUGGUGGGCACCGCCAGAUCAAGUCUACUGCUUGUUCUCCCUUGUGUUUUGCAGCUCUCUCAAUCCAACUGCUCUCAACACCCACUGAAUGCCUAAAGCUGAAAUGUGAGAAGUGUGAUCCAGCUCAUUCUCUGACAGAGGCAGAAAACACUGAGGAAAACCGUGCUGAUCUGUGAGCUGUGAAUA